Paramecium sonneborni is the source of this 4786-nucleotide messenger RNA. Lineage: Eukaryota; Ciliophora; Oligohymenophorea; Peniculida; Parameciidae. The record is from the annotation of a GenBank genome assembly.
AUGUUAAAAUUUGUUAGCAUAUUGUUGCUGACAUUGGUGUUAGUGAAAUCAAUAGAAAAUCAUGGAACCAUCAAUGUGAAAGUUAUAUUACCUAAUAAAAUUUACACAUAAGCAUCAAGUGGAGACCUUGAUAAUACAUAAAGAUAAAAUGAAUUACUAAAAAAUUAAGAAAUGAAAGAUGUUGCUAUGUAUAAAUGCAUUCUAUUCAGUUUAGAAGUUUUCUUGAGACAGGUAGAUCUGUAGAAGUGAACGAAGUAAAAGAUGAAUCAAUAGAAAUUUGGUCAUAAAAAUCUUUAGAAAUUGAAUAACAACCACUUAUUAGACCAGAACAAUUAAAUGAUAAAGAAUAAAUAACUCAAAUCUAAUCUAAAUAAGAAAAUUAUGAAUCAGAUAGUUAAUUAAAAAAAAUAUCAAUAAAAGUAGAGAAAAAAGAUAAUAAAUCAGUUGAAUAAUUAAUUAAUCCUGUUAUCACAAAUUCAAAUAAUGAUAUUUAAGCAAAUGAUAAUACAAAUAACUCAGAUUUAUAAAAAGAGAAUUCAGUAUCAUCAAAAAAAUUUUCAGUUUCUGUAAGUAAAAUUCCUUAAUAGGAUAUCUAAAAUGCCUAAAAUGUUGAAUAAAAUGAUUAAUAAGAUACAUAGAGUGAAUAACAUUAGGAUAAUUAAUAAAAAGACAUCUAAAAUAAUUAAUUAGCCAAUAAAGAUGUAUCAGAAUAAACAAAAAACGAUGCUGAAUUAAAACAAAAUAUUUAAGAAUAAAUUAUAUCAAGUUCUAAUGAAGAUCUUGUAAAAAAUUAAAUAGAGAAUUAAAAUUCAGAUGUUACAAAAUAAGUUGAAGAAUAAAAAAUUUCAGUAGAGGUUAGUAAUAUUACUGAAGAAAAUAAAGUAGAAUUGAAAAUGGAAUAAAAAUAAAAUUAAGUUGAAAAUACAAAGCAGAUUUAAAAUGAUAAUAAGGUAGAUAUUUCUGAUGUAAAUUAAAAGUAAAUUAAUAAUUAAGCAUAAUAAACAUAAGAAUAAAAAGUUAUAAAAUCUAUAUAAUCUGAAAAUUAAUAAAUGGAUUAAUAAAAUGAAGUAUAAUAAGAAUCUGCUUAAGUAAUAAAUUAAGGAUAAUAGUAAUAAGAUUUGAAUGCAUUAAAUGAUAACAAUCUUAAUAAGAUAUCUGUUGAAAACAACAAAGAUGAAUCCGAAUUAAAUAAAACUGAAACUUCUUAAAAUGAAAUUAUGAUUAAGGAUAUUAAAAUAGAAGCUUAACCAAUUGAAUAAGAGAAUAUUGUAAAAGUUAAUGAUUCAGAUAUUGUUAUAAAAACAGAUGAAGAAGUAAAGUUAGUUCCUGCAGUAUAAGAUUCAUAAAAUUCAGAUGAAUAGGAUACAGAUGAAGGAGAGGAAGAAAUUAUUCCAUCUGAUUCAGAAGAGGAAUAAAAUAAUUCAGAACCUUAAUAAAAUUAAAGUGAUAAUAAGAAUUAAGAAGCUGAUUAAGUGUCUUAAACUAUUGAAGAAAAUACAUAAUGUGAUGGUGAAGAAUUAGAUACUGUUCAUACAUAAUAGAUUUAAAAUAAUAAUUAAGUGAAUAAUGAUACAUAGCAGAAAAUAGAUGUAUAAAAUAAAAUUGAAUAAUAAUAAUAAUAAUAAUAAUAAUAAUAAUAAUAAUAAUAAUAAGAAAUUUAAUAAUAAAAAACUUAAUAAUUGGAAUAGAAUAAGGUAGAUUAAUAAAAUUAAACAAAAGAGAUUUAAGAAAAUAAUAAUAAAGGAGGAAAAUAAAAGUAAGCUGAAGCUCCUGAUUUUAUGAUAAAGAAAAAUUAAUUGAGUAAGAAAAUGAAAGAGGUUAUAAAUGAGAUGAAAGAAUCAGAUAAAGCACCUUCAAAUAAAUUAUAUAGUUUGAAUGUUUCAAAUUUAGAUUCAGAUGAUGUAAUAGUAAUAAAAGAUACUACUUAUUUUGAUACAGAUGCUGAAAUAGUAGUUUAAGAAAUAUAGAAUUCAGAAUAAUAAUAAAUUGGAGAUGUAGUAAAAGUAUAAGCUGAAGUAGAAAAGGUAGAUUUAAGUAUAUUUGCUGAUGAUAGUUCUGAUUUGAUUCCAAUUAUUGUUGAAGAUAAUGAUAAUAAAAUAUAAUCAGAAAUUAUAACAGAUGCAAUUAAGGAUGUAACAGAAAAAGAAAUGGGAAUAAUAGAAAAUUAGAAUUUGGAAGAAGCAAAUGUUGAUGUUUAAUCUUUGAUUUCUGAUUAAGUAGAUAUCAAUGAGAAUCAUAUAUCUAACAAAAAUAUUGUUCAAGAUGAUUAUUAAUUAGAUUAUGAUUAAUUAGAGACUGAUUUUAUUAUUAAUAAAAGUUUAAGUAAUGAUGGAAUAACAUUUGAUUAAUUCUAAUAAUAAUUAGAUGAUUUGGCAAAAGAACUUGAUAAUCUAAGUUUAGAAUAACCUCCUAUUAUAGAAGAUUCUAAAGUGAUUGACUCUUAAUAAAAUGAGGUUUCAAAGGAGGAUCAAUAAUAUUUAACUAUUGUAACUAAUAAUGAUUCAAAUAUUAUUAAUGCUUCUGCUGAAGAUGAUUAUUAUUUAGAUGAUUUAGAUAAUGAACUUGAUUAAAUUAUUCAAUAAUAAUCAUAAACAAAAAUCUAAUCUGAAUCUGUUGUUUAAGAAUAAGAAAUUCAAUAGAGUAAUAAUAACAAUUAAUUAAAAGAUGAAAUUGAAUAAUAAAUUCAAUUUAAAUAAGACGACAAUUUAAUUGAAGAUGAUUUACAAAUAGAUUUAAAUAAAAAUGAUUAUAUUGAUGAUGAUUAUUAUUAGAUUGAUAAUUAAAAUUAAGAAGAUAUCUAUUAAGAUUAAAAUUAAUAAACUGAAAUAUAAUAAAAUUAAUAGACUGAAAUAUAAGAAGAUGAUUUAGAAUUAGAUAAUGAAGAGAUAUUUGAAAAAUAAGUUUAAUCAAAUGAUGAAGCUGUUGUAAGUGAUGGUGUAAUGGUUGAUACUGGUGAUUCUUAUAGAAAUUAAGAUUAAGAAUCAGAUAUUGAUAAUGAUUAUGAUCUCUCUUUUGACGAUUCAAAUAUUAAGUAAGAAUCAAAUCUAGAAUAAAAAAAAGAUUAAUUGCAUCAAAAUACUGAAAUUAAAUAAGAAUUAAAAACUGAAGAAGGGGAUAACGAUAUAUUAGAUUAAAAUGAUAUUGUUGUUCAAGAUAAAGAAGAAAAUUAGAUCACUUAAAAUUAAAAUGUAAUUUCAUAAGAAAAUGAAGAAAUAAUUGAUAAAUAAGGAAGUCUAAUUAUUGAAAAGUUAGAAAAUUAAAUCGAUAAUUAAUAAGGAAAUUAAGGAAUUGUUGAUUAAUCUAAAACUUUAUAGGAUAUAGAAUCAUAAUAAUAAUUAAAUAUUCCUAAUUAAAAAACAGAAGAAUAAUAAUCAAGUGUUUCUUCAUUAUAAUCUGAAUAGUAAAUUUAAUAAGAUAUUUAAGAUCAAAUUGAUGAAUAGAAUAAUGAAAUUACAUUAGAAAAUGCAACUGAAAGCGAGGAUAGUUAAUUUGAAGAUUUACCUUAAGUAGAAAUCAAAAAGAAAUAAUUGGUAAAAAAAGAAAUCUCUAUAGAGUAGAAUUCAGAAUAAGAUAAUGUAAUUACUAAUGAUGAUAUAAAUGGAGAAGGAACAGUUUAAGAAGAUAAUAUUGAAGUAUUUUAUAAUGAUUCUUAAAUUUCUGACUAAAAAUCAAAUGAGUCAUCAAUAUAGUCUGAACAAGAAGUUAUUGAAAAUCUUGAAGAUUUAUAAGAUUGCAUAGAAAAUGAUUAAGAUGAACAUACUGUUGAAAAUUAGGAUGAGAAUUCAUAAAAGAAUAAUGAAAAAAAUCAUUCUAUUAAAAUAAGUAAGGAAUAGAAAAAAGAGAAUAAAUAAUAAUAAGAUAAUAAAUCAUUGAAAAUUGAGUAAAAUGAGAAAUAAACUAAAUUUGAAGAAUAAUUACAUCAAUAAAUUAUCAAUAAAAAGUAAAAAGAUAAAUAAUAAAUGACUCAUGAUGAAUAGUUUAAUUAAAUUGUUAAUGAAUUAGUUCAUGAAUUAGAAUUAUCUACUAAUAAACGAAUUGAAACUAGAGAAUAAGAAUAAUAAAUUUAUUAGGAUAUUAAAAAAAAUGUAGAAGAACUUAGACAAAUUCAUAAUAGUGAUGAUGUCAUUAUUAAAAAAAGAAUUGAUUUACCAAUAUAAUAAGAUAAUAAUUUAGAUGAAAGAAAUAAGGAUAAAGAAUUUUAAUAAAAAAUUGAAGAACUUUUGAAAACUUAAAAAACUUAAACUAUAUCAAAUAAUAAAAUUAAUGAUGGAGAAAGAUAUUACUUAGAUAAACCAGUUAAUUAAGCUGUAAGUGAUUAUGAAAAUGAAUUAAAUUAAAGAAAAUAAGAAGUUAUGGAAAAAAUUAAAAAUGAUUUGUAAAUUAAAAAAGGUAGAUUCCCAUAGGAUAAUUAGAAAUCUGAUAAUUUAUCUCCAUAUGAAUUUGAAAGAAUUUAUUUAGAUUGGACUCAAAAUAAAAAUGAUAUUAUUUCUAGUAUGUUAUCUCAUUCAUCAGGUUCAGAAAUCUCAUAAGAAUCAUUCAUCUAAGAAGAACCAAUUCCUAAAGUUGAAAGAGUAUCUAAAAAAUAAGAAGUUGAAAAAGAAAUAUAAGAACUAUUCUCAAGUUAUAAAACAAAUAAAAAAUAAUCAAAGAAAACGGGAGGUAUUUAUAUUACCUUUAUUAUUAUAGUUUCCAAUUUAGAUUAAUAAGAAACUAAUUUUUUGGCAAUCAAUUAAUAAGUCAAGAAAUCUAAGAAUUUAAGAGGAAAUUAAAAAUGAUGUUAAAAAAG